AUGUUUGUUUGUUUGCGUCACUUUUUCAGCAGUAACUGGUUAGUAUUCAGGUAUGAAACUAGAUUAGUGAACUUUAUUUAUUUCGGUUAUAUGGCGCAUUUUGUUCGCCUUAUAACUGCUAUAAAUCUUAACAUGAUUUUGACGUCAGUGAAACUACAGGAUCAGGGUUCUUUAUGUGCUAAAAAAGCCUUUUCAAUCCCAUCAUAAAAAUUAUGCAGCAUGAAGCCAACAUAAAAGAUGUGAAGCACUUGAAGUGUUUCGGUGCAAGUCCUUCACAAAUGAGAUCAGUCAGCAUGCAUGAAAUUGCAAAUAGUCGUCCUUCCAUUCAGACUGACAAAAUUACAAGAUAUGCGAGCCCCAAUCGAUUUGAUGUUCGUCUUGCUCCGAGCAGUUUUUUAGAUUCCUAUAGAAUUCACAGGUAUGGAAACAAUCAUGGAGUUAAUUUUAGCAGAUCGAAACUACGUUCAACAUUGCCAACAAGCUUUUCUUCGUAUGCAGUUCCCUCGGUGAAUGAAGUCACUUGUUCUGUACAUAACUCUAAAUCCCUGGAGAUGAGUGCUAUGAGGAGUAAAAAGGAAGUUUCUGUAGAAAGCGGUGAAAAAUUCUGUGAUAAAUACAUAUCAUCCUUACGUGCCAAUGAAGCAGCUACUAGAACUUCA
Schistosoma turkestanicum is the source of this 659-nucleotide messenger RNA. The record is from the annotation of a GenBank genome assembly. Lineage: Eukaryota; Metazoa; Platyhelminthes; Trematoda; Strigeidida; Schistosomatidae.